UGAAAACUUGCACCAGGUGUCGCAAGCGAAUGGAACCACUGCACGGUGGAAUUUGUGUGGAAGACGUUAGUGUUAUUAUCAAUAAAAUGCCUACCAAUUUCAUAUUUGUUUAUUGUAACGUAUUAAUAAGUCAUUCGCGAUAGUUAACGUAGUGUUGGAGAAUUUAAUUUUGCUAAAUUAUUUUAAGAUUUCAUAAGUUGAAUCAAUCUUACGUUAGGCUUACGUUGAAAGACUUAAAAUGGCGACCAUGACUUCUUUUCAUAACAAACUUGUUAGUUUAGAAGCUCGUUUAAGAGCUGAAAAUGAUUCCAGAAAUAGGGAUAGGAUGCCCAGAGAUUUAAAUUCAGAUUUUACUAGUCCACGAUUGUCUCCAAGACCCAGGCCUAAGCCAUUACCAUUAUUUGGAGCACCAGGAAGGCCAGAUGGUAGUUCGCGUAGUCGGAGAACUAUAGCUCUUUCUGGUGCCUCACAUUAUAGACAAUUUGAAAGUAUAAAUGAAAAUGAUACAAAGUUACAAGAAAUUAUGAAACAGGCAAAUAUUCUUACAAUUGAUCAGACGGUAAGAUUAUAUAUAAAAGUUUUUUUAUAUUUUAAAGGGAUACAAAAAAUCGACUGGACGUAUUCUCUACAACAUCGGACGAUUAGCAUAGAGUUUAGGGCACCAAAACUGGUGAGCCGAACAAAGAAGACACGUGCCCCGCAAGGACAAUCCAUCUCCAUCNAUAAAGAAGAAAACAAAAGAAUAACCAUGGAUUUAGAUGUAGUUUUAAGAUGUCAUGACUGUGCUCACAUUGUUCAGUGUUACGGUUAUUUUAUUACAGAGUCUGAUGUUUGGAUAUGUAUGGAAUUAAUGGCAACAUGUCUGGAUAAGUUAAUGAGACGUUUAAAAUCUCCUCUACCAGAAGAAAUUCUAGGGAAAAUGGCUGUGGCUAUAGUGAAAGCACUCCAUUAUUUAAAAGAAGAACAUGGUGUUAUUCAUCGUGAUGUUAAACCAUCUAAUAUUCUUCUAGACGAGAAAGGAACUGUUAAAUUAUGUGAUUUUGGAAUUAGUGGUCGUUUAGUGGAUUCGAAAGCAAAGACACGAUCGGCUGGAUGUGCAGCAUAUAUGGCACCUGAACGAAUAGAUCCACCUGAUCCAAGUCAGCCUGAUUAUGACAUUAGGGCUGAUGUCUGGAGUUUAGGUAUCUCAUUGGUGGAGUUAGCUACUGGAAAAUUUCCAUAUCAAGACUGUAAAACAGAUUUUGAGGUUUUGAGUAAAGUACUUCAAGAAGAUCCUCCACGUUUACCUUCUGAUAGUGGUUUUUCUCCAGAAUUUUGUGACUUUGUACAACAAUGGUAAUAAUUUAAAUAUAAAUGCUUUUGAUUAAUUACUGUGUGGUGCCCAUGCAUUGAUUAUAAGUAAAUAUUUCAUAACAAUAAAUUAAGUUAGAAAAUUCUGUUUAUUACUUGAUUGAAUGAGAGUUUGUUUAUUUGUACUGUAUAUAACAAAUUCUCACAGUGGUAUGCCAUUCAUGGAAGCUGUGGAAGCACCACUUCCCUUGUAUUU
Messenger RNA from Centruroides sculpturatus (bark scorpion), 1546 nucleotides. RefSeq names its product dual specificity mitogen-activated protein kinase kinase 7-like. NCBI's taxonomy places the organism in Eukaryota, Metazoa, Arthropoda, Arachnida, Scorpiones, Buthidae. The record is from RefSeq and is a predicted model, not a curated record. Gene Ontology annotation, molecular function: protein kinase activity; ATP binding. The coding region runs from base 239 to 1339 and encodes 366 amino acids. Gene Ontology annotation, biological process: protein phosphorylation. The transcript is spliced from 7 exons.